Molecule: messenger RNA, 1419 nt
Organism: Anolis sagrei ordinatus
Lineage: Eukaryota; Metazoa; Chordata; Lepidosauria; Squamata; Anolidae
Source: RefSeq, a predicted model, not a curated record
CCGAGCCCGGCGGAGAGUCGGCGCCACUUCCGGCCUAGGCGUUGGAACACCUCAAGAAGUUGAAGGGUUUCCUUUUGGGAGAGACGUUCCCACAAGAGAAUCAGUGGAAUGACUCUGUCGCCUCAAGAUGGCAAAAAGUAAAGCUAAAGCACCACAAACCCCAUCAGACAAAUCUGUCUCAAAGGCUGAGAGCCAUAAAAAAAACCUUAAGAAGAAGAAGAAGAUACUGUUUUGGAAAAAGAAAAUGAAAGGAGUAGAGAAGAAAACGCAAAAGGAUCCCAAGAAAAUGGCAGAGUUGCCUCCGAAAACAGCUGAGGAGGUUUCCGCCAAUUGGAAGGCCUUGCAGGAGCUUCUCAAGCAGAAGGAUCCCCCUGUGCUUGACCAUUCCUCCAAGAAGAAGGAGGAGGAAGCCAUAAGAGCAAAGGGAGUGAUGCCGACCCCGAAGGAGAAGGAGGAAACGCAAAGAGGGGUCAAUGGCGCUUUUGUGAAACCGGGAGCAGCCAAAUCUGGAGGCAAGAAGGCAAAGAAGAGGCCUGCCUUGGGCCAAGAGGGUGGCAGGAAGAAAGGGGGACGACAGGCCCCGGAGGCACACAAAGGGCCGGAACCCGAGCCCCAGGCAGAAGACAUCUGGUUUGAUGACGUUGACCCAGACGACAUUGAGGCCGCCUUGGGGCCGGAAGUGGCCAGAGUGGCCCGGAAGAACCUGGGGAUCAAGGAAAAGGAGACGAGGCUGGAGAAGGAAGGAGCCUUCGAGGGCCUGACCAAAGUGGUGGCCCUGGACUGCGAGAUGGUGGGGACGGGCCCCGACGGGGAGGACAGCGUGGCUGCCCGCGUCUCCGUGGUCAACCGUUUCGGCCGCUGUGUCUAUGACAAGUUCAUCCGGCCAAACGAGAGAGUGACCGACUACCGGACCAAGGUCAGCGGCAUCCGGCCUAAGCACCUCAAGGCAGGUGAAGACUUCAAAGUGGUGCAGGCGGAAGUGGCCAGCAUCCUGAAGGGGCGGAUCCUGGUUGGCCACGCUGUGCACAACGACCUCAAGAUCCUGUUCCUUGACCAUCCGAAAAAGAAGACCCGGGACACCCAGAAGUACAAGCCCUUCCGGCAGCACGUCAAGAGCGGGAAGCCUUCCCUGAAGCUGCUGUGCGAGAAGCUGCUGAAUGUGAGAAUCCAGACCACGGAACACAGCUCGGUGCAAGACGCACAGGCAGCCAUGAGGCUGUACGUGACGGUGAAGCGGGAGUGGGAGGCCUCCCUCCAGGAAAAGAAGCAGCAGAAGCCGGCGCCCCCCAGAGGCAACAAGGACUGAGCCGGACUUUCCCCCCUUCCUCCCUCUUUGUGCCCUUUUCUGAAACACGACCCUUUCCUGCCCACUGACCGUCACAUUACUAUUUUGCAAAUACAGUUUCCCUGUUUACAGUA